AAAACCGAAAGAAGCGCGGACCACGCCCGUGAGGGUAUAUGGGACGGUAAAAUGGCGGACGAAGAGGGGAAGAGGGCCGUGAAAAGGAUGAAAAAAGAGGGGAGUUCUAAGAUUUUAAGAGAGACGGAUAUAAGUGACGAGUUACUGGCAACCAUCCCGGUGAAGGAUCUAAAUAAUUUGCUGCGUGGUUUGCCAGAGGACGACGUAUUUAAGCUAAAACAACGUAGAAGAACGCUAAAGAACCGGGGCUAUGCGCAGAACAGCCGAACGAAACGUGUGCGCCAACGAGAAGAUUUGGAAUACGAGAGGCAGCAGUUAAAAGACGAGCUAUUCAUGGUUUCUAAGGAGAAUGAGGAUUUAAGAAGAGAAAGAGAUGAAGCAAAAAGGAAAUACGAUUCCUUGCAGAAACUUUUAACAAGCAGAACGAAACAGAUUGCAAGCCAAACGUGGUCUGGAGUCGUAUCUACAGAGAUCGACGAUCAAAUUGAUGUCGUUGGAGUUGAAGAGAGUGAGCGUGCUGCCAGAGAGACUAAAACUUUACAUGAAAAUGGAUCCGAAAAGCCAAGUAAUCAAAGAGAGGAUAAGGAAAUUCAGGUGGAUGAUGGAAGCAACGAAUCGCGCUAAAAUCGCCGCGAUUGUACAGGUUGUACAAGGAAGCUCCGCUUUGUUUACAUCUCUUCGCGUCGCGGUGCGUCUAACACAGAAAAAAUAAUGCUACGAUUUAGUGAUGAAUUGCUAUGGAAUCUAGAUAUUAACGUCCUAUAGUAAGUAUUUGAACGUUUUGGUUGGUAAAUAUAUGAACAAGAAACUGGAAAAUUGGGUAAAUUGGUCGUAGUAAACCCGGAAAGCUCAAGCGUGAAACGUAUAUAUCACAGAUGUGUUAUUGUCGUAGAGUAUUCAUUCAUGGUUCGGUCGAACUCAUUAUCGUAAAUAAUUCUAGCAGAUAUUUGUACGGAUUGUAUUUUAGCAGGAUUAUAUAUUUUAAAGAAAACAGUUAAAUUUUCUUUGUACAUAGGUGUUUUAAUGGUAUUUUACCACAUUGAAUUCGCGUAAAUAUCACUGAGUUUUGGUGUCUUGUACCAAUUCCUAGUAGUAGAACUAGCCUAUUCAUUGAAUCAAUGACUCGAGUAAACAACUUCCCCUUUCUUCUAAAACAUUAGAGGUAAGGCAUAGAAAGUGUUCAACCCAAGGGUGCAAAAGUGUUAUUCCUUUUAUGUGGAAAUAGAAUUGUAAUUUGAACAUCAAAUAGUAAAAUAUCAAUGGAAUUCGUC
Nematostella vectensis (starlet sea anemone) is the source of this 1271-nucleotide messenger RNA. Its product is annotated as transcription factor MafK. Gene Ontology annotation, molecular function: RNA polymerase II cis-regulatory region sequence-specific DNA binding; DNA-binding transcription factor activity, RNA polymerase II-specific. NCBI's taxonomy places the organism in Eukaryota, Metazoa, Cnidaria, Anthozoa, Actiniaria, Edwardsiidae. Gene Ontology annotation, biological process: regulation of transcription by RNA polymerase II. Bases 52 to 624 code for a protein of 190 amino acids. The transcript has a single exon. Gene Ontology annotation, cellular component: nucleus. The record is from RefSeq and is a predicted model, not a curated record.